AUAAUUAAUUACGAAAUACAAAAAAUCCACCAUACGAAAAUAACCCGCUAUAUAUACGGUACUCAUCAACAAUUUGUGGUAAUAGUCUGGAUACACUGCAUGUACAUCGUACAAUUAUUCUCGAAACAAGAUGCUCGGAGAGCAUUCACCCUGUGCGUUGACAUAACGGACAUGCGAUUUACUUUUUAUAAAGCAACAAUCAUAUAAAACAGUGUUUUUGUCACCUUCUAACAGUGGGGUACGUGCAUGCAUGUCUUACACUGGAUUGUUCAGCCAUCAUUGGACGAUAUCUCAGGAACCAUUUUGGUUUACACCAUAGGGUAGGAUGGCUGGUGUAUAGAACGAAGAAGGUUGUAGUAUGAUGGGGUAGGUGCUGUUUGGAAUGAGGGACAUAAUUCACUUUUAAUAAUAGGCUCAUCAAUUAACAGUGUGCAUGUAUUAUUAUACUAAAGUAUGCAAAUUUUAUGUAUCAAUAUUAUUAUAAAUCUAGACAGUGAGUGCAUGCCUAGCCUCGAUUCAAGGCCGAUUAAAAUACGUAUUUUAAUCGGCCUGGAAUCGAGGCUAGUGCAUGCCACAGAGUGCGAAUGCUUGAAAAUUAGGAAGUGGGAGGGGCUGAAUGCUGCAAGACCACGAGGUUGAAGAAGGCUGUCCAAUGGUCCUCUGAGCAUGAGAAGCAGGAUGCCUUGUUGCUGCUGUGUCGAGACCUCAUAUCCUGUGUCAACAAGAUCAUGGACCCCUCGUCCAUUCAGGCAGAGAGAGCAGAGUGUAGUCAGAAAGUGGAGCAGUUCAAAGAUGAGAGUCCGUACUGUUUGAGGUGUGGCUUCAUUCUGUCCGAGGAGCACGUCCCUGUCAUCAGGCACUUUGGAUUGCAACUCAUGGAGCAUUUUGUUAAGUAUCGAUGGAGGAGCUUGAGUCUGGAUGAUGGCAGAGAGUUCCAACUGAACCUGCUUCAGUUCCUCUCAAAUAAACUCCUUCCUUAUGAUCAAGAGCCCACUUUCGUUAAGGAGGCUCUGGCUAGGGUCACCGUGGAAACAGCCAAAAAGAUGUGGCCGCAGAGAUGGGAUUCGUUUAUCACUGACUUGGGGACUGUCUCAAAGUGUGGGUCCACCCAGGUGGAGCUGGUGUUGCUAAUAUUUCGUCGUCUGGCUGAGGACAUCCACGGGUACGAGUCUGGCAUGACCUCAGGGCGUAAGAGGGAGAUGGCAGCUGCCCUCAACCAGCAGUCUCAGACAGUCUUCACUUUUCUCAUUAGCAACUUAGAGUCUCCUCUGUCGGAGCCCCUUCGUCAAACUGCCCUGAGCACGAUAGUCAGCUUUGUGGAGUGGGUGGAGUUUCCCACCCUCCUGAUGGAGGACGCCAAGCUCAUUAAGCUCCUCUACAACCUCAUAGGGAUGGAGGAACUUAAGACUGUCGCCUGUGAGUGUCUACUGCCUAUCCUCUCCAGAAAAGGUGAUGUUCGCAAGACAGAGGGAGACAGGACCACGAUUCUCUCAUUGCUUCUCUCCACUGAAGCUCUCAAUGGAAUCAUGGCUGCUUCAAUACUGGCCAACUCGCAAGGUGUGGUGGAGGAGCAGUACGUGUUCCUGAAGAGGGUGUGUCAAGUCCUGGUCCACUUGGGCACCUCUCAGCUGGCACUGCUCUGGACAUACUCUCUGACAUUCAAGCCUCCGGAGGCUCUGGAACUGUACCUCCAGGUUGUGGCUGAGUUCACUAAGCACGACAGCCAGCUGCUGAGCCUGACGUCAGCUGAUGUGUGGAUCACGUUCCUCUCCCACAAUCACCUGAAGGACCACCCAGUGUUCAAGGACCACCUCACACACCUCCUCACAAUAGCCCGACAGAAACUGCUCAAGGUGGGUGACCCUGAUGUGUACGACCAUGUCAGUUCAGAGUAUUCCCGUCUGGACUUUGAUGGGGCGGAUGACUUUAUGCUCUUCUUUGCGAGUAAGCAUACUGUUUAUCUAAACCCUAACUGUGUGGUAAUUGUAUUGUACAUGAAGCUUACUGUAUUGUAUGUGCAGCACUAACUUGCAAAUGUACAUUACAUAUAAGUGCAACAACUUACUUUCUAGCAUUUUGUGGUAAGAUGGUAAAGAUACUUAGUCAAGUGUCUCUUCUGAUUCCAAGAACAGCUGCUGUAGAAGCUCUCACCGUCACUGAGCAGAUGGUCCAGAAGA
Messenger RNA from Halichondria panicea, 2177 nucleotides. Its product is annotated as exportin-5-like. The record is from RefSeq and is a predicted model, not a curated record. Gene Ontology annotation, cellular component: RNA nuclear export complex; nucleus; cytoplasm. Gene Ontology annotation, biological process: protein export from nucleus; RNA export from nucleus. Gene Ontology annotation, molecular function: RNA binding; nuclear export signal receptor activity; small GTPase binding. The transcript is spliced from 11 exons. Lineage: Eukaryota; Metazoa; Porifera; Demospongiae; Suberitida; Halichondriidae. The coding region runs from base 729 to 2027 and encodes 432 amino acids.